Ipomoea triloba (trilobed morning glory) is the source of this 870-nucleotide messenger RNA. RefSeq names its product LEAF RUST 10 DISEASE-RESISTANCE LOCUS RECEPTOR-LIKE PROTEIN KINASE-like 1.1. The coding region runs from base 187 to 870 and encodes 227 amino acids. The transcript has 3 exons. NCBI's taxonomy places the organism in Eukaryota, Viridiplantae, Streptophyta, Magnoliopsida, Solanales, Convolvulaceae. The record is from RefSeq and is a predicted model, not a curated record. Gene Ontology annotation, molecular function: protein kinase activity. Gene Ontology annotation, biological process: phosphorylation.
UGUACGCCCACACCCUCCAUUUCAAUUUACUUCUUUGUGAUUUAUUUGCUCAUAAUAUUUCUUCACUUGGCUCGAGUUGAGACCAAAUCCCAAUCUUAUUGCCCAAACGAAUUCCUCCUCUGUGGCAACCAUAGCCUUCCUACUUUUCCUUUCACAAACAAGUCACUACCUCAUUGUGGGUUGUUAAUGUUAGAUUGUAAUGCUAAACCAUGCAAUCCAACACUUGAAUUAGUUGGCAAGCUAUAUAACACUGUCGAAGUCGGGGAUACCGAUGUAGUGAUGCUUUCCGAUCCAAUCCUCAACGAUCACUUGCAGAAUCGGAGCUGUGAUUCUUUCAAUUGGAACUCAUCAUCAACAUCAUUUCCCAAUUCGUCUUCGAUCUCAUUUGAGGUGCCCUCCUUCCAAUUCCUUUUCUUGUUCAAAUGCGACAAGAAUUUGUCACACUAUAGUCGGCGCAAGAUGGAUAGUUAUUUUAAAGGAUACCGGAGCUACUCUAAUUGCAGAAACUUUACUCUAUACUACAAAGAAAAUCAGGAUACUAUUGCUCAUGGCAGAGUUCCUAAGGAUUGUUCACUUAUUCAAUUGCCAUUUGACAACACAACCAAAAGUAAUGACUUAUUUGAGAGGUUAACUCCUCAGAUUGUCAUCUUUUGGAAAGUGUCCAAAGAAUGUUCAGAUUGUCACAAUAGAGGAGGCCAGUGCCAAUCUAAUAGCAACAACAGUUUCAAGUGUUUAGAAGGAAAACAAAAUGUGAUUAUAGAAAAGAGAAAGCCGGACAUUAAUGGAAUAACAAGAAAAAUUAAUAAGUCGUCGUCAAAAGUGAAGUUGAUACCAAUAACAGGUGAAUAUUUUCUUUUAACAAUACUUUAG